Molecule: messenger RNA, 2014 nt
Organism: Neolamprologus brichardi
Lineage: Eukaryota; Metazoa; Chordata; Actinopteri; Cichliformes; Cichlidae
Source: RefSeq, a predicted model, not a curated record
AGCAAGGUGUCCACAUCAUGCCCAUUGUUGUAGAUCCUUAAUUACCACCUCAUCAUCUUCAAGAGACAAAAUGGGUUCCAAUGUUGAACUUGAUAUUGGAGCUGAUAUUUCAGAUGAACGACAUUGUAAGAAUCAAGAAGUGAGAAAUUCAACAAACUGUGGACUGAAGAGGAAACGACAGCGGAAGAUCUCUCCUUAUUCUCACAUCCGUCAACCAACAAAAUGUGAAGAUUUUGAAGUUGAGAAAGCCAAAUCAUGGACAGAUGAAAUGUUUGACUUCAUCAAUAAAGAGAUUGCCUUUUACAAGUCAGACGUAAAGAAGAAAGAGACUUCCAACGCUUCUGGGAUUCAACACUGCACUGGACAACCUCUUGACCAAGACGGGUUGAAAAGCAGCAAAGGAACAGAAUUAUUUCCCGGCUCUAACAAGAAUUAUGAUACAUCUGCAUCAGAGAACUGUUUGAAAGAUUAUCAACAUGUCAUGUUGGAUGUUGCUGCUACUUGCACAAAGCAUGAAGCAGAGCGUCCAGUGACUGUGACAGCAGUGUCUGGGGUCACCGUGCCAGAAGAGACUGAGAAGUACCCAGGAUUAACGGUCAGCUGCAGUUCCUCACAAGGAGAGCGUGAGAGACUCAAAGAAACACCAGGCACUCUACCUUUGUUAUCCAAGCAUGUGAGAUGGGAGAGGGAGGAUGUUAGCCUCAUACCAAUUGAAGGAGUAGGUUUAGGCAGUGGGCCUUGUGUGCUUGGUGGAAAUCAAGAUAAAAAUGUAAACCAACUUAAGAAAAUUGAAGACCAACACUACUGCCAUGUUGAAUCUAAGGAUGCAGUUGCACUUUCCAGCCUAGAUUCGUUAACUGAUAAAACUGGGCUUGGCAAAACACGAGUCUCUAUGUACCAAAGUGAACAAUCGGUGCGCAACCAAACAAGCUAUGAAAAUGCGGAAGAGGAUACAACUGGUGUGUGUUUACAGGCUUGUUUAAGCGCAUCUCUUCCUUUGAAUAAAGUGAGCAGGGGAGAGCUGUUCUAUGUAACGGUUGUAAAAGAUCCACAAUAUGAAGAUAUUUCAGACACAGACAAUUUAUCGGAUACGGACACGAAUCUCCUAAGCACAAAUCAAAGGGACCCUUCAUAUGAAGAUAUAAGUGAAGAUGAGAAUCCAGAAGUUGAUGAUAAUGACGAGGAGAUGCCUUCACCUUCAUGUGAAGUGUCUGAAGCCAGUAAUACGCAGUUUGGACGUGUGCAGAGUCAGGCUGAGUUUCCAAAGAACCAAACACUUGGCAUAGCACAAGAUUGCUCUUGUCCAUGUUUUGUUGAAACUGAGGAUGGGUUUGAACGUUUCUUAUGUCCUAAAUGUGACAGUGAGAAACAUUUAGAUUGGCAAGCAAGCUGCUCUUUGAGCCCCCUUUCUGACGCACAAGAUCAAGAGGAGACUGAUGAGGACGAUGAUUGGCUUGUUAUGCCUAUUAACGUAUUAGAUGUUAAAUGGGAACCAGCAGACGAAGGCCAGGCUGACCCAGAAACUGUUUCACAGCAUGAUGGUGAGCAUGAAGACCAGGUAAAACAAAGUGACACAAAUCCAGCUGUCUGUGAGGUACCCGGAUCUGUUCCAAACCAUGUGCCAGCUUCUGCUUUUUCUAUGAUGGAGGUUUUUGAAACACCUUCUCAUCUAGCAAAAGUCAUACAAUCUAGAGAGACAAUGCAACAGUCCUUCAUGGUGCCUUCCUCCUGGGGCACAACUGAGACUAAAGCUCAGAGACCACAAAAUAGGGAGUCACAUAAAAGCUUCUCAGCCUGGAGAGAUCAAGAAACUAGUGUGGAGAGUAACCUACGAACCCAGAACAGUUUCAAGUCAAUGAAGAAAGGUAGAUGUGGUGAUGAUGUGGCACCCAGGCGGAGACACAGCUUCUAUCCGUCUGUACCUCCUCUGAUGAAGCGGACCAAGUGUGAAGCCAUUCAGCUGACCAAGGCCAGAAAUCGGGACAUUCCACGGAAACAAAGUGUGUACUUUUGA